CACCAACAACAGGUUCAAGUCUGUGCAGUGGGACUCCGGUAGAAACCAGAUAGACGAACAGUUUACGACGAACCCUUUUGAGUGAUACCAAGUCUUUCAAAUACACCUUUUUCGGUUUGAAAAGUUUUGAUUAAGAUUCACUCGGCACAUUAACAGAGGAGGAGUAAGGAAAUUCGAACGGUUGUGAGAAUGAUCACAACAUACGCGAUGUGUCAAUGGUUAUUUGGUGUUCUCCUCCUCGUGGUCAACACAGGGCAGCUCUUUGGCGCAGACAACCCGUUCCUGAUGGGAUACAAUGAAGUGACUGCAGGUGCGGGUACCAUCCAGGGUACGAAGGAGAACAUCACAGCAUUUGGGAAAACCUAUGAAUACUUUGCCUACAGAGGGAUACGCUACGCAAAGGAUACGGGCGGGGCGAAUAGGUUCAAGAAACCGGUUCCCAUGGACAAGUUCAGUGGAGUUUAUAAGGCCACGGAAUUCACCAACUCUUGCACGCAAACUGGAACUAGUUUGGCAAAUUCCAACAUGUCGGCGGACCCCAUGUAUCAUCAGCGCACUGGUGAGGACUGUCUGUCAUUGAAUGUGUUUACCCCUACAGACAAGGGCACCAAGAAGGCCGUGAUGGUGUGGAUCCACGGUGGUGCUUGGGUUGCGGGAAGUGGACUGAUCUACUUCGGAGGUCUGUUGGCCCCCUUUGGUGACGUAGUCUAUGUUUCCGUCAAUUUCCGUCUCGGUGCUUUUGGCUUCCUCAGUACUGGAGACUCGAGUGCCCGAGGAAAUAUGGCUUACUUUGACCAGCUCUUGGCUUUGAAAUGGGUGAAAGAUAACAUCAAGGAUUUCGGUGGUGACCCUGACAUGGUAACGAUAUUUGGUGAGUCUGCGGGUGGAUUGGACGUAUCCGCUCACGCAAUCUCUCAACUUUCUGCAGGGAAGGGCUUGUUUAAACGGGUCAUAUCUACGAGUGGUUCCGCGGUGUCCCCCAAAGAGAACCCCAUGAACGUGCGUUUGGAUAUCCCGGUCUACACAAAAAAUCUCGGCCUCAACCUGCGCUGCAAUGGUACAAACAACCCAACUCUUUCCGACUCCGGGCUACUCCUUGAAUGUCUUAGAAAGAAAAGUGCGUCGGAGAUCUUGAAAUAUGCUGAUGAGGAGGGAAAUCUUCCCCCGGACGCAGUCGUGAAAGGACGGCAGUCCUUUAGCCCGACCGUCGAUGGUGAAUUCCUCCCCGAGCAUCCGGCAAACCUUGUCAAGAAUACCACACUUGCCGUCUACCAAGUUUUCAAGAAUGUCGACCUCAUUUCCUCCUUCAACAGCAACGAUGGAAACUAUGCCUUUUUUUCUAUGAUCCCAAUUCUCAUGAAAGCUGGAAUCACGGGACCCUCAUACUUAAUUCCAAAGGAAUUCAUGCAUAAAUACCUUCUCCCGGGUGUUUUUCCACCCAGCACUCAUCCGGGGGUAGCGAGGGCAGUGGGGCAGGAAUACAUCAUAGAUGCGGACCUCGCCGCGACGAAUUCCUCUCUGCGCAGGCGUGAUGCACUCAUUCAAGCACUUACGGACCAAUAUUUCGUGACUGCCGGAAUUUCAGCCGCUCAAACACACGUUGCCAUGGAAGGAAAGGGGAAGACUUGGAUGCUAUACUUCGACCGCGAAUCUCCUAUUUGGCCAAAGUUGUACGGCCCAGGGAACGCUAACCAUGGUGCGGAUAUCGCGUACUGCUUUGGAGUGUUUGCUAUGGGAGAUAGCUUGGUUAAACUACACGGCGAAAAAGGCCAGGCUAUUGCAAAUUUAACAACACAGACUGACCUGGAUUUAUCAAAGGCCCAUAUGACUUAUUUCACCAACUUUGCUAAAUUUGGGGAUCCCAAUGGUAAAGCCGGCUCCACCUCCUCUUACCCGAAAUGGCCGGAGUAUACGUUGACGGAUAAAAGUUACAUGAUAUUCGGAUCCACACCUAAUGCGAUGAAGCUGGAAGUCAAGAAGGACCUCCGGCCUCGGGCUGCUGCAUUCUGGCUGGACUACAUCCCGUUCGUGGUGGGGCAGACCUGCCCCAAGCCGCAGCCUUGUCCGAACCCCACCUGCCCACCACUACUCGACCAGUACAUCGGCUAUCUGAGGCUUACCGUCGGACAGGCCGAGACGGUUAUUGUGAUCUUUGCUGUGGGGACGGCGGUGUUUGGAUCUCUUUCACUGAUUCUCCUUAUGGCGUGGUGCAAGCUCAGGCACACGGUGAGGAACACCGGAACUGACUGUUUGGUGAUACGUCCGCCUAACAAUUCCAACUCAGGGACGCCACAGCUAACCCCGGUCACGACUACAGAAGUACAGCUUGUACCCACGCCAAGGAUAGUUGACAAACAACAGGCUACUCAUCCCGUACCGACCAGAGCAGCUAUCGGCAACCUCGGGCACAAUAUUGUUGAAGAGCCGACAACAUCUGCAGAUGAUGAACUUGUUACGACAGGAAAACAGACAGCUCCGGCCGGCGGGUCUCCAAAAGCGUCCAUUCCUGCCAUCACUAUACCGAUCUGCAUCGUGCUCCUCCUCUUCGCCGGCAUCUUCACCACAGUCUGUCUCGUUACCAGAAAUCGAAAACGUCGUUUGGAAGAGAGCAGUGAGGUUUCCAAAAAUGGUGGUGGUUGGCGCGAAAGACUGGCAUCGCAUGUUCAUCCGAAACGAAAGGAUACGCGGAGUAGCGCAGAUGAUAAUCACCCUUAUGUACUUUACAGCGUAAAUGAAGGCCGCGCUCGAAGCUUUGUUCAUACCCCGAGCUUUUCCGAAAUGCCGCCAUUGUCCGCUGCGGCACAUAUCGAAAACGAGGUUUUCAAUUUUAAGGAUGUCGACGCCAUUUUGGAGCAAUCUGAAACAGAUGUGAAAUUCGCUGGAAAUGACGAGGUUGAUACUGUACGCGGGAUUGAGAAUGUUGGAUAUUUACCGGAGAGUCCUCAGGUCCACGCAAAGGAAAAGAGUGCAAGGUCCUCGCGGCAUGAAGGGGCAAUGGUUGAGGUUUCCUCAAGGGUUCAUUUGACGGAGACAGACGUGAAAGAAUCUUCUGGAGGAAGCCAGCCGCCUGUCACAUAUAAAAACAGGGAUUCAGGAGGAAUUGCUACGCAGAACAGUGCUUUGAUCGUCCAGAAUGGCGAGGGACUGGCAGAGGAGACAAAGAUUCAAAUGCUGAAGCAAAAAGGUAACUUGUCCGAUUUAGAGGUCGACACCUCGAUUGAUGAAGAUGAUGAAAUAUCAGUCCGUUCCAGUGAUUCUAGCGGCAGUUCUCGGUGUGGAUAUUGGGCGCCGAAAGCGGACUUAGACAAUGGUGGUGAAGAAGCUGAAAAGGGAAACGAGGGAAAUGAUGGUGCAUCGAGCUCUGGUGAGGAUGUCUCGUCCAUAGAGGAUGUCGAACCGCCAUAUUCUACUUGGCCAGUCAGAAAAACAUCCGCGCAGUUCUCGGAAUCGGGAAGUGACAUCAGUCUGAUUGAACCAAUUGAAAGCGAGGAGGAGGAGGAUCCCUACGAUACAGUUGUUCCAGGUGCUCCCGCGGAAAUCAAGACAAAAAAUGUCAAACCGAAAACUGAAUGUAUCAGUGCGCUAGACGGUCAGUUUUCUGAUGGCGAUGGUGUCGAGGAAUCGCCCUAUGAUACGUUACCAGUACAUGUAGUCAGUGUACAUGACGAAGGAACUUGCGAGGAUAAAGACUGCAAAAGCUGCCACGGGAAGUGUGACAGCGGGAGGGUGUCGGGCAUUGGCAUGGCUGACGACGUCGAACUGCCCACCUCAGAUUUGACCAUCUGUCAUCAAUUCGCAGGCGGCCCAAAGCUUGGAAGUGAUAACUCGGAAGGCACAGUUGACGAGGAAGAAUCCCCGUACGACACCGUACCAGCGGGACGGCCAAGGUCUGUGGAGCAUGUAGACGGAAUAGACGGCGAGGGUGUCAAGAAGCGCUCCCCAACCUACGCCACCGUUCCAAAUGUCGUUCUAGGACCAUCUUUUAAGGAGCAGGUAGAGACGUUCUUCGUCGAAAACGUGUCGUCGAGCGAGGAGAGUUUAGCUGAUGAGGGCGAAUUCGAAAUAGACGCAAAGAGAAUGUCCUUGGAGAUCAGUGACUUGACCAAUGGAGACAAAUGUCAAGGUCAAAACCAUUUGGAGGAUCAGGGUCGAAUAGAGAUAACUGAUGACAGCUUCUUUUUUGUUGGUGAAGGGGAUGUCGAUUCUUUGAAAAGUGUAUAGAGAUCUCUAGGUCCGUGCUUGAUCUAGUGGAAAUACUAGUACACUAUGCUAUCCCCACAGCCACUAACUGAUAGAGUUCUCCUCGGGUCGUCGACAGUAAGUCGUUUUAGAUUUUCGAUGAGAGACUACCCUCAAAUUUGCCGUUUUCUAAAAAGGAGGCAAAUUUGGCCAUUUAUCUGUCACGUGAUACCGAUGGUCUGAAGUGAUCGAUAGUUUGAUAAAUGUAAAAAGACCAAUUGAUUAACCAAUAUUAAAUUUUUUUAUCGUGUACAUGUACAUACAUUGUUACAACAUGAACAUAUGAAUGCUUUUGAUUAGUCAAUAAAUUAUCAAUAGCUUUUAACUCUAGAUUCUCUUUUGCCUGGUCACAAAAUAAUAAUCGCGGGGUACGUGAAAUUUUGGAAAAUAAACAUAUCGUAGAAA
This is a messenger RNA of Lineus longissimus, 4644 nucleotides long. RefSeq lists its product as uncharacterized. Bases 190 to 4221 code for a protein of 1343 amino acids. The transcript has 6 exons. NCBI's taxonomy places the organism in Eukaryota, Metazoa, Nemertea, Pilidiophora, Heteronemertea, Lineidae. The record is from RefSeq and is a predicted model, not a curated record.